Molecule: messenger RNA, 2180 nt
Organism: Mustela erminea (ermine)
Lineage: Eukaryota; Metazoa; Chordata; Mammalia; Carnivora; Mustelidae
Gene: OXA1L
Product: OXA1L mitochondrial inner membrane protein
Exons: 10
Coding region: 40-1335 (431 amino acids)
Biological process (GO): protein insertion into mitochondrial inner membrane from matrix; mitochondrial respiratory chain complex IV assembly
Cellular component (GO): mitochondrial inner membrane
Molecular function (GO): membrane insertase activity
Source: RefSeq, a predicted model, not a curated record
AGCGCAAGCGCAAGCGCACUCAGCCCACUUCCCGGCAAAAUGGCGGUAGGCUUAAUGUACGGUCGCCGGGAGCUUCUGCGUCUCUUACGGUCACAGCGUCAGUUCCACAGCGUCGCAGGGCCCUCGCCUUGGCCGCGGAAACCGCUGACUGCGGGGCUCCUCUCUCCAAGCGGCGGGUGCUUCGAGCGCCCGCACUAUGUCGUCCUCGCUGGCUCUGGACCCCGGGGCCUCAGUACCUCCGUGAUCUUGUUCGCAGAAGCCCAGGUUCAGGGCCCUCCUGCAACUCCCUCACCCACAGCAGUACCUGAGGUGGCUUCUGGAGAAACCGCAGAUGUCGUCCAAGCUGCUGCAGAACAGAGCUUCGCUGAACUGGGUCUGGGGUCAUACACCCCAGUGGGACUGAUUCAGAACUUACUGGAAUCUAUGCAUGUUAACCUAGGCCUACCUUGGUGGGGGGCCAUUGCUGCAUGUACCGUCCUUGCCCGCUGCCUGGUGUUUCCUCUCAUCGUGAAGGGCCAGCGAGAAGCAGCCAAGAUCCAUAACCACAUGCCAGAGAUCCAAAAGUUUUCCACUCGAAUCAGAGAGGCCAAGUUGGCCGGAGACCAUGCUGAGUUUUACAAGGCCUCCUCGGAAAUGACAUUUUACCAGAAAAAGCAUGAUGUUAAAUUCUUUAGACCUCUUAUUCUACCUCUGACUCAGGCCCCGAUCUUCAUCUCCUUCUUCAUUGCCUUGAGAGAAAUGGCCAACCUUCCUGUGCCCAGCCUGCAGACAGGUGGCCUUCUGUGGUUCCAGGAUCUCACUCUGUCUGACCCCACCUACGUAUUACCACUAGUGGUCACUGCUACAAUGUGGGGUGUCCUUGAGUUAGGUGCAGAGACCGGUGUGCAAAGUUCUGAUCUUCAGUUGAUGAGAAAUGUGCUCAGAGUGAUGCCCCUAGCCGUCUUGCCCAUAACUAUCCAUUUCCCCACGGCGGUGUUCAUGUACUGGCUCUCCUCCAAUAUGUUUUCCCUGGUCCAGGUGGCUUGCCUCCGGAUUCCAGCCGUACGGACUAUACUUAAAAUCCCCCAGCGUGUUGUGCAUGACUCUAGCCAAUUACCUCCACGGGAAGGUUUUAUAAAAAGCUUCAAAAGAGGGUGGAAGAAUGCUGAACUGGCGCAUCAGCUCCAGGAGCGCGAACGACGCAUGCAGAACCACUUGGAACUAGCCGCCAGGGGUCCCUUACGACAGACCUUUACCCACAACCCACUGCUAGAGCAUGGAAAGAAUCAGCCUCCCAGCACCCCUAACAGCAGCAGUGCCAAGCCAAAGCAGCCCUGGCGUGACACACUGGGCUGAAGUCCGUUCCUGCUCCGACUGGUGGGAGCUCUCUCCUCAGACUCGGCAUCAGAACAGAUUGGACCCGGAGUCCUUGCCCCAGAUCUAGAAGCGCUGGGGCAUAGAGCUCUUCCUUUUAAAAGUGGGUUCCAUUACAGACUCAAACCUAAGUGUAAAAGAGCCAAGUGAUCUUGCCAGCCACAGAAUCAGUAAACCUCUGUACUACAUGCUGCUUCCGAAUACUUAUUAAACAGGGAAAUGGAUGGUGUGCUCCAGAAAACUGAAGACUACAUCCACUGGGGACUGCUCCUGCCCAUGCUCUUAGGAAGUGCCUCAGCAUUGUAACCUGGCAUUACAAGCUUACACUCCCACCCCAUACGUGAGUUUUUCCAUCCACAUUUAUCUCAGGAUGCUAUAAAUAUUCAAGAAGUACAUGUGCUCAGAAUUCUUAGAUAUAAUUAGGCUGUUAGUGAAAAAUCUCAUUUUGCUAGAGCAGCUUCGGUGUGUUCUCUUGUAUAGAGUGGUUGCAUCAGCUGACUUGAGAGGAAAGAAAUACUCAGAUACUUUCAAGCACAAGACUGUUUUUAGUGUUCCUCUUAGGUCUCUGGGACCAUUCUCAAAUGAAACCACUCAAAGUUUAGAACAUAACCCUUUUAUUAUCUAGCACCUGUGACAGUUUCAUGUCUCUAAAAGGAGACAGGAAUUUCAGAGCAUUUUUGGCUCUUUUAAAGGAAAAGGAGUGGGUAGGCACACCCAGAGGUGAGUAAAAAUCUUAACACAGGGGAUCAAGCCCACACCUGACGUGCUCCCCACCACUGUCUGUUCCAGAAUUUUUUAAAGGGACAAUAAAGCAAUGUGUAGCAAAA